AUGAUAUUUCUGAAAAAGUAGCAUCUUCUUCAAUAACUUGCUUGUUUUAAUUAAUAUUACUUCAGAAAAAAAAUUUAAGCUUAAAGCAAUUUUUUUUAGAUUGAUUAACCUAUUAAUAUUACGAUAGUUGUGCAUCUGAAUGUGAAACUGCUUACUCAACAUCCUGUACAAGAUUUCUAUACGUAACUAAUUGUUAUAUUAUAAAAAUUGGAAUAAAAAAUAAUUUGUUAAGAGUUGAAUUAAUUUUGUCGAAAAUGGUUUUUUGCGUUUUUCAAUCCUAAAAGUAUGCUACACAAAGAUCAUGCUAUAUAUUAUUUUGUGUGCAUCAUGCAUUAAUCCAAAUUAAGAUUGAUGUAUGACUUGUUCAUUCGGCUACUUUUUAAAUGGAUGGAAAACCUGUAUCAAUUUUUUACUAACAACCCUUAAUUAUUUAAAGAAUGGUAUGUUCAUUUGAUAGCACCCUUAGGGAACUUAUAAAUGAAGUUAUAUAGUGGAUCACUUUAACUGAUGAUAUUAUUAUUCAAAUAUUUGUGAGACCUAUUUAGAUUAAUUAAUUUAGAGUAGUUGUCCUGGUCCAUGUUCAGAAUGUUUAGGGAUUUAAGUUAAUGAUUUCAAUAAAUUUGAUGUUGGUUAUUAUAAAAAUUCGAAUAUGA
This is a messenger RNA of Paramecium pentaurelia, 653 nucleotides long. The record is from the annotation of a GenBank genome assembly. Lineage: Eukaryota; Ciliophora; Oligohymenophorea; Peniculida; Parameciidae.